Molecule: messenger RNA, 3135 nt
Organism: Melanotaenia boesemani (Boeseman's rainbowfish)
Lineage: Eukaryota; Metazoa; Chordata; Actinopteri; Atheriniformes; Melanotaeniidae
Gene: traf5
Product: Tnf receptor-associated factor 5
Exons: 11
Coding region: 165-1898 (577 amino acids)
Biological process (GO): tumor necrosis factor-mediated signaling pathway; positive regulation of JNK cascade; protein K63-linked ubiquitination
Cellular component (GO): plasma membrane signaling receptor complex
Molecular function (GO): zinc ion binding; thioesterase binding
Source: RefSeq, a predicted model, not a curated record
UGUUGAUGUUCACUUCCUGAACGUUUUGGUUUCCUCCUCUGCUGCUGCAGCUGCUCUGCUGAUCAGAUCCCACCAGCAGGAGGAAUAAAUCCAUCAGAUCGACCUGCUGGUUGCAACGUGGGGGCUUUUCUGAUGACCACAGAGGGAUUUCACUCACGGGACUUAUGGCAGCAGCAGCAGAAACUAAAUCCCAGGAGUCCAGUCUGCAGUCUGAGGAGUCCCGGCAGGAGUCUGGGGAGUCCAGGAUGAGAUCACCUGGUCCCAUGGCCUCCUGGGAAUCUGAUCUAGCUUCCAUCCAGCACUCCUUAAAGUUUGUGAUGAAGCUGAGGGAGGAGUUUAUUUGUCCCAUCUGCAAAGGAGUCGUCCUCAAUCCCCAGCAGAACUCCUGUGGACACAUCUACUGUUUCCACUGCCUCCAAAGACUGCUGGAGAUUUCGUCACCAUCCAGCCCAGUUUGCCCAGUGGACAGAGCUGUAAUCACACCAGCAGAGGUUUUCCAGGACAAUUGCUGUAAACGGGAAAUCUCCACCUUAGAAGUGUACUGCACCAACUCUCCGGCGUGCACAUCUGUCGUCACUCUAAACCAGCUGCAGGAGCAUCUGGGGUUGUGUCAGUAUGAGCAGCUGCAGUGCACCAACACCGGCUGUAAGGAGGUGCUACAGAGGAGGCACCUGGAGAAACACCUGACCAGCAGCUGUCCUCGUCGCAGAGAGCUCUGCCCCCACUGCAGACAAUCGCUCCACCUCCACCUCCUCCAGGAUCACCUCCAGAGCUCGUGUCCGGAGGUAGAGGAGGAAUGCCCUGAUGGCUGCUUCCACAAGGUCCUCAGACACCAGCUGAUGGAGCACAGAGAGUCCUGCCCUAAAGUUCACACCGACUGUUCCUAUAAGAAGUUUGGCUGCUCUGUCCAGGGUGAAAGAGAAAAAGUGAAGCUGCAUGAAGAGUCUGCUGUCAGUCGUCACAUGCUGUUGGUCCUGAGUAGCAACAUCCAUCUGGAAAAACAGGUGGAGGUUCUCCAGGAGGAGGCGCUGAUGAGACAGGAGGAGGCUCAGACAGAUUGUUUAACACUUACUGGUCUGCAGAAGGAAAUCCAAUCUCUGCUGCAGGAGAGCAGCAACUACAAACACACCAUCUCCACAGCUCAGAGGACUCUGAGCAGGCAGGAGGACGUCCUGUCCUCAGUGAAAUUGGGAGUCCAGCAGGUGUCUCGAGGACUGGGUUCUGGUCGGGAUGAGCUGGAGCAGCUAAAAAAGUCUCUGGAUGCCGUGAUGCAGGAUGUGUUGGCGGCCGAGGCUCUCAGAGAGCACAUCGUUUCUUUAGAGGAGAACCUGAAGCAUCACUCGGGGCUCUUGGAUCUCCACGCCGCUCAGCUCAGUCUCAAUAAGCAGCACCUGCAGGAGCUAGAGGUGACGUCCUUCGACGGCAGACUCAUCUGGAAGAUCCAGGACUUCAGGAAGAAGAGGGAGACUGAGGCCAAAGGCCAGCCGCCGUGUCUGAGCAGCGUGCCCUUCCACACCGGACGCUGCGGCUACAAAAUGGCCAUCAAAGCCUACCUGAACGGAGACGGGGAGGGGAGGGGGACUCACCUGUCCCUUUAUGUGGUCCUCAUGCCCGGAGACUUCGAUGCUCUGUUGCCAUGGCCGUUCAGGCAGACCGUGUCGCUGUCUGUUCUGGAUCAAAGUGGUGCCAGGAACCACCAGAGUCUCAGCUUCAGACCCGAACCCACAAACAAAUGCUUCCAGCAACCCGUUGCUGAGGCUGUGAGCAACGUUGCUGUUGGAUUUCCGUGUUUCAUCCCCCUCAACACCCUGGAGACGCCUAGAAAUGCUGUGUUUGUUAAAGACGACACUCUCUUUGUCAAAGCUAAGGUGGAGACGGCAGGUUUAGAUCAGCUGUAGGAUUCUCAUGUGGUUGGUUGCUUUCAGGUACGGCCCUGUGCUCUGCUGCACUUGUCUUAACUUUAAUGUUUAACAUGUGAGAAGGCUGAUGCCUCAUAGACUUGUGAGUGAGCUGCCGGACUGCUGGUUGAUGGAUUUAGUUUCUCUUCCAGGUAGUUCACUGGAAGACGUUCAUAUUGAACGAUAUUAUGUUUCAGAAUUAUCUCAGGGAUUAUUUGAUGAAAGUCUGACUCAAGAAAAUCUAAGUGCUAAUGUACACAGCCUGUCCAAUAAAACAAAGUUACCACCUGGAUUUAUUUAACAUGUAAGAGCUUCCAGUUGCAUGAUCCUGCGUGAAUGAUGAUGGUUCAGCUGCAGCGAGUUAUUUAACCCCAACUGAUGCAAUAAGCUGUUUUUCAUGUUUUGUUUCAUUAAACAAUCAUGUGGGAAGAUGCAUCCUGUGGUCGAGGAAAAGAUGCUCAUCAAGGGUCAGAACAAUGGCACCAAGCAGAGAAAACAUCUAAGGAGAUGCAGAAACUACUAAAACUGCUUUGUUGUAGAGGUACAUUCUUGAAAAAAAAAACACAACAAAGAGCCUUCAAGGAUUAUGUUGGUGAGGAUAUAAAACAAAAUUAGUCUCAGCAUCACAUCUCAACUACAAACAAGUCAACUAUUCCCUCCAACAACAACUCUUCCCAGGACCUUGCCUGUCAGAAAAACAUCUUGUACGAUGGUGAUUGGUAAUAACUUAAAUGUUUGAAGAUAUUAGAUGUAGAACCCAGGGUCAUGUUAACAGUGAAAUUAAGAACAUUUCCACAUGACGUGACGGAAAAUUAGAAAUAAAAAGGCUUGACUUUGCUAAGCAGCAUAAAGACUGGACUUUGGAGCAAUGCAAGAAGGUCAUGUGGACUGAUGCGUCCGGAUUUACCCUGUCCCAGAGUGAUGGAGCAUCAGGGUAAGAAGAGAGGAAGAUGAAGUGAUGCAGCCAUCAUGCCUAGUGCCUACCAUGGACAUUUAAAGAGUAGACGCUACAUUGACUGCAGCCUCCUGUAGGAGCUGACGAGCCGCGUGGCCGCCAUCUUGGAUCGGUCAUUCACUUUGUUCAGUCACCUGUUAAAAAGGAAUAAAAAUUACCAGAACUCUUCAGGUUCUCAGUCAAUUUUCCAGCCGUUUUUCUUUGUUGCAAAAGUCAGACAUGUUGUUCUGAUACAGGAUGCUUAGAAACAGUGAAAACGCUUAUUACCAUAGUUUGCCGGCA